Molecule: messenger RNA, 1501 nt
Organism: Nanorana parkeri
Lineage: Eukaryota; Metazoa; Chordata; Amphibia; Anura; Dicroglossidae
Gene: NSG1
Product: neuron-specific protein family member 1
Exons: 5
Coding region: 425-982 (185 amino acids)
Biological process (GO): endosomal transport; G protein-coupled dopamine receptor signaling pathway; clathrin coat assembly
Cellular component (GO): membrane; endosome
Molecular function (GO): clathrin light chain binding
Source: RefSeq, a predicted model, not a curated record
CUGGGGACUAUGCUGGGGAGAUGGCUGGAUGGUUUUGCACCAGAUACCAGGGAGGGACAGGAGGGGAGGAGUUCAUGGUGGCCUCCAGGGGGUUUCUUUGUGUUGGAUUCAGCAGCAGUAGCAGUAGCAGCCUCCAAGCUGCAGACCCAUGGGUCCAUGCAAAUUCAGCUAUCAUAAAGUGUCAAGCCCUGCACCUCCUGUCUCCUGCUCAGCAUCCUCUGUGCUCUGAGCAUCCAUCUACUCCGCUGUGCAAACCUCACACAAAGGCAGCCAAUAAUCCAUCCAUAGCAAAAAGGCUCCAAGAGCCCCCAACGCCCCACAUAGCCUUUCUCCGCCUUGCUGGAACAGAAGAGGAAGGUGACCGUGUGGAUCAGCGCAGGUAUCUGGAGCAUCUCUUUGGUACACUCAGCAUUAGUCCGGCACGAUGGUGAAACUGGGCAAUAAUUUCAGCGAGAAGGGGGCAAAACCCCCUAUGUGCGAAGAUGGAUUUGAUACCAUCCCCUUGAUGACCCCUCUGGACGUCAAUCAGCUACAGUUCCCACCCCCCGACAAGGUUGUGGUGAAAACAAAGACCGAAUAUGAACGGGAUCACAAGAAAGGAAAAUUCCGCCCUCCUAAGAUUGCAGAAUUUACAAUCAGCAUCAGUGAAGGAGUGUCUGAAAGGUUCAAGGUCACCGUCCUGGUUCUCUUUGCUCUGGCAUUCUUGGCUUGCAUCGUGUUCUUGGUAGUCUACAAGGUGUACAAGUACGACCAUGCCUGUCCUGAAGGAUUUGUGCUGAAGAACAAUCGAUGCAUUCCUGCAGCCCUGGACAACUACUACACCGAACAAGACCCCAGCACCCAGGGGAAGUUCUACACAGUCAUAAACCACUACAACCUGGCCAAGCAGACCAUCACACGCUCUGUAUCACCAUGGAUGACGGUUCUGUCGGAGGAGAAGCUAUCUGAGCAGGAGACAGAAGCCUCACAAAAGUCCGCUUAGCUGCCAAGCUACAGUUGACCUAUGUCGAAGGGAACUAAAAAGGAACUUAAAAAAAAAUAAAAAAAACACGAUUCACUUCUCUGUCGCUCUGGCAGUCAAGUAGUUAAGGUUCAUUUAGAAAUUACUUGUAUUAUGUUUAAAAAAAAAAAAAAAAGUGCGCUUCUGUUUACUGAUAUCGCUGUGCAUACAUACCUGUACAGAAUGUUAAUGGUACAUCAAUAGCUGGCAAAUCCAACCUAGCUAACUAAUAACUUCAUAACAUGGAAGGCUUGCUUAUUAUCUCUUUUUGUAACAAUUAUUUUAAACAAUGCGGAUACAUUGACUGAAAGUUAUUUACAGGAGAAAAAGUCAAAGCUAGGAGCAAAAAAAUUUGGUGUAUACUUUUUUAUUUUUCCAUUAAGUAGAACGAUGUGACUUAGAGGACCAAACAAGUACAACAUUAUUGACUGGUUUUGCCCAGAGAUGGCGGCCGAGCUUGUUUUCUUUUUAAAGUGGAACUAAGUAACUGCACUGUUCAAA